Molecule: messenger RNA, 2000 nt
Organism: Cololabis saira (Pacific saury)
Lineage: Eukaryota; Metazoa; Chordata; Actinopteri; Beloniformes; Belonidae
Product: toll-like receptor 5
Exons: 2
Coding region: 16-1944 (642 amino acids)
Cellular component (GO): extracellular matrix
Molecular function (GO): protein binding
Source: RefSeq, a predicted model, not a curated record
GAAAGCUCGGAGAAGAUGUGGACACUGCGCCUUCACAUGGUUGCCAUCUGUCUUGCUUUGCAGGUUACAGGCUGUUUCCCAUCAUGCCUCAUUAAGGGCUCGGUGGCCCACUGUGCCCACAGGAAACUCCGAUGGGUUCCUCCUCUCCCUCCCCACAUCACCCGCCUGCACCUGGAGAUGAACGACAUCGGUGAGAUCAACGCCACCUCCCUGUCAGGGCUGGGCCAGCUGCAGGAGCUGGACCUGGGCCUGCAGAAAGUGCCACUUGUGAUCAGGAACAACGCCUUCAGCAGACAGAGUCGUCUGAGGAAGCUGGUGCUUCACUCAAACACCCGCCUUCAGCUCGAGCCGCUGGCUUUUGCCGGACUGUCAAGUUUGCAGAACCUCUACUUGGAUUACUGCUUUCUCAACGAAUCAAUUCUCGAGGACAAUUAUCUGCAGCCGCUCUCGUCUUUGGAGACUCUGAACCUCUUUGGCAACCAGAUAAGGAGACUUCAGCCCUCCAUGUUCUUUGCAAACAUGACCAAACUGACGGGGCUGAAUCUAAAGCUCAAUAAAAUUGACAAAAUCUGCGAGUCUGAUGUUGUUGGUUUCGAAGGAAAACACUUCUCGGUCUUCAACCUGAACUCUGUCCCACUGAAAGCGAUGUCCAGUAGCAACUUUGACUGGAAGAAAUGUGGGAAUCCUCUCAGAGGAAUGUCCUUCCAGGUCCUCGACUUGUCCCACAACAGGCUCAGCGUGAACCACUUAAGGCUGUUUUUCAGAGCCAUUGAUGGAGCAAAGAUCUCGCACCUUAAACUCUCAGGGCAUAUGGGGAGAGGGUUUUCAUUCAGCAAUCUCCCUGACCCGGACAACAGUACGUUUGAAGGAUUGAAAAACAGUUCAGUCCUCUCCUUGGAUCUGUCAAAAAACAGGAUAUUUGCAUUGCAGCAGGGGCUUUUUAGUCCGCUGAAAGAAGUCACGGCUAUUGAUCUUUCACGAAACAGAGUGAAUGAGAUACACAGACAGGCCUUUCAAGGUCUUCAGAAUAAUCUACAAGUGCUCAACCUGUCGCACAACCUGCUGGGGGAAAUCUACUCCCACACAUUUGCCUCUCUGACAAGCCUGCGGUUGUUAGACUUGUCUCACAAUCACAUCGGGGGUCUAGGUUAUGGCUCAUUUAGCGCACUCCCCAACCUGAAAGUAUUGUACCUAACAGGAAACUCUCUGAGAGACUUGGGUUUUCCUGCAGCUCUACCGAGUUUAGAUUACCUGCUGUUAAAUGACAACAAGCUGAUACCCUCAUCGGUGUACAGUCUCACCCAGUUUGCAUCUAACGUCACAUAUUUGAGCAUUGAAGACAACAAAUUAACAAACCUGGAGGAUGUUUCUACCUUUGUGAAUCAGUUUAAGCACCUCCGGUCUUUACUCUACGGAGGGAACAGGGUCAGGUGGUGCAACACGUCCAGCUCGCAAGUUGGUCCAAAUAAUGUCACGGUUCUGGAUCUUCACAGCGUCUCCUUACAGCAUUUAUGGACUCAGGGGAAAUGCCUGAAUCUGUUUGACAAUUUUGGAAAUGUGACCCUUCUCAUCCUGAGCUUCAAUGAGCUUCAGUCUCUUCCUGGAGGCGUCUUUAAAGGCCUCACCUCCGCGGUGGAGAUGGACCUCUCGCACAACGCCUUGACGUAUCUCCAGCCUGAUGUAUUACCCAAAACUCUGAGGAGACUGGACAUCUCAAACAACUUCCUAGCUUCCCCUGACCCGGCAGCGCUCCGCUCUCUCAGCUACGUGGACCUGUCGGUGAACAGGUUUCAUUGCAGCUCCAAGCUGGGCAGUUUCCUGACUUGGUUAAACCAGACCAACGUGACUUUUUCAACUCCUAUUCAAGAGCUCAGGUGUGAAUUUCCUUCCGCUUUUCACAAUGUGCCACUAUUAGAUUACUUUGCUCAGGUAACACAACAGUGACCGCUUUUGAAUGUGAAUAAACACUGAUUCUAUUUCAAGAUAAAAACCAAAAAAGG